UAACAUAUUGCUCUCUUCCCCGUCCGUGCUAAGCCUCAUCUAUCAUGUGUCAGAUGCUGUAGUCUGGUGUAGUCUGGUGUUUUAGCAUCUGUGGCCACGGUUGGAUAUUUCGAAACAGCAUAUCAUACAAUUAUCUUAGAGCCUCUCGGUUGCUUAACGAUGAUCCAAUGUUUGUGAGAUUCACAUUAAUGCGACGACACUGGUGCUACGGCCUUUCCUUGCAUAUGAUGUGUCGUAGGCCCGAAUGAGAAACAUCACUCACCUAGGGUGGCCGGCAACGUGCUGAGGAUGCCCUCAUGUACCCAUCUCUAUCCUACGUAGGCUUGCGAGCCGGUAUCAAUGCUCAUUGGCCCAAAAUAUGCCGGUGAAGAAGCCAAGACCUCGAAAGAACUGACGAGAUCUUCCAGAAUCACGCCUGGUACAGUUCCUUACAGGGCUCCCGGCUCGAGCCUAAACCGAAUCUGUCGCUCAUUUCGAGCUAGCUCGCAAGUGCGUGGAAGACGUGGAAGCCCUCGGUGUUGCAUUAUCACAUGGGGUGGGCAUUUCGUGCUCAAGGGCUUCCCUGGCCGUCUGUCUUCCUACUAUUUUGCGAAUCUGGGGGAACAGGUUGGAGGAAACGGCGCUGUUCCUAUUUUGGUCCUUGUCGCCGAGUUAUCAAUUCCGCCAACGGGUGCGGAAGGCGGCUCCUUCUCCAAACGGACCGUAGUCCAGUCCAGGGCUUCCAUGCUUUCUAGAUACGCGCAUAUCUGGGAGAAUCGUAUCUUACGUAGUAAUCAUGAGAUUGACAACGAUGUUGUAGAUAAUGAGUCAAGAGUGAGUUUAUCAGUCACCUGGCGGCAAAUUGCCGAAACGACCGAACAGUAAGGGAGACGCCAGCUUCCCGGAUUCGACGUCGAAUUCGGGAUUGUUAGCGGAGUGGAACCGUUAGAGUGUGUGAGGCGACAGUUGAGAAUCAGGGUUGCCAGCCUUCUACGGUAUGGCUUUGAUAGUUGUUGACAUAUUGAUGUUCUGGCAUCGUACGUUCCAGGACGUUGGAACUGGGAGGAAUAUGUUACGGUGGAGUUUCCGACCUGAAGCCGAUCAGCCCACGCU
Molecule: messenger RNA, 1092 nt
Organism: Annulohypoxylon truncatum
Lineage: Eukaryota; Fungi; Ascomycota; Sordariomycetes; Xylariales; Hypoxylaceae
Exons: 1
Coding region: 340-864 (174 amino acids)
Source: RefSeq, a predicted model, not a curated record